Molecule: messenger RNA, 192 nt
Organism: Paraglomus occultum
Lineage: Eukaryota; Fungi; Glomeromycota; Glomeromycetes; Paraglomerales; Paraglomeraceae
Source: the annotation of a GenBank genome assembly
UGGCUCAACUGGAUACCCUCCGGCCAUUCCGAAAGUAUGGAUAUGCUAAGAAACAUAAAUGCAGCAAAGGACAUAGAUGAAGCUGAAGUUGAGGCAUUGGGCUGGAUUCGAUCAAUUGUCUUGACGUUUCAUGAGAAAAAGAAGUAUUUCGCAAAGAGCAACCGCAAGAGAAAUAUCAACAAGCGUUGCUGA